AGAGAUUCAGCGCUUUCACAGCACAUUGUCCGGAGGAACGCAGCUGUAGCCAGUAACCGUCAGUCAGUCACCACCUGUCACCAUGAAGAGAGCUGUUGUGUUCAUUUUUAUCGCCUGCUGCGCUGUCUCAGCGUUAUCACUGGCUGAAAAUGAAAAGAGGAGCAAACCUUCUGCAACCGUGUCCCCUGCGGGUGAGUUUGGGGCCACCUCCUUACCUCCAGCUCCCAUUCCCAAGUCUACAACUGUAACCCCCAAGACCACAGCUAAAACCACCCCCAAGUCUACAACUGUACCCCCCAAGACCACAGCUAAAACCACCCCCACGUCUACAACUGAACCCACCAAGCCUACGACUACACCCCCCCCCAAGCCUACGACUACACCCGUCCCCAAGCCUACGACUAAACCCGUCCCCAAGCCUACGACUACACCCGCCCCCAAGCCUACGACUAAACCCGUCCCCAAGCCUACGACUAAACCCGUCCCCAAGCCUACGACUAAACCCGUCCCCAAGCCUACGACAAAACCCGUCCCCAAGCCUACGACUAAACCCGUCCCCAAGCCUACGACUAAACCCACCCCCAAGCCUACAACUACACCCCCUAAACCUCAACCUACUCCUGCUGUCAACGUGACUAUGGGUACCUACAACCUGACACAAGACAACAAAGUUUGUCUUUUGGCUCAGAUGGGAUUGGAGAUCCGGCUGGCAACACCUAAGGCCAAUGGAUCCUUCAUCAUUCAGCCAAAAGACACAAAAGCAGAGGGAUUUUGUCACGCAACCAGGGCCAACCUUACCCUUGUGUUCAAGGAAGGUUAUAUCACCUUCAUGUUCAACAAGAGCACUGCUGAAAAUACUGCCUACAUUGAUGAUUUGUCUUUCAAACUGGACUACCCCUUAAGCAAAGAUCGUGCGGAUUACAGUGCCCAAAACAAGUCAGUGCAUCUCUUUGCUGCAAAGAUUGGACGCAGCUACUCCUGCAAAACUGAAUCCCUUUACAUGGGCGAUGGACUCCACCUGGAUUUCACCAAAGACAGGGUGCAGGGCUUCAAUGUGACUGCUAAUGAGUUUGGCGCAACUGACGCCUGUCCUGCUGACCAACCAGAUUACCGCGUUGCCAUUGCGGUGGGUGUGACAUUGCUGGUGCUCAUUGUCAUCGUGGUGAUUGCCUACCUGUUGGGCCGCAAGAAGAGGGCUGAUGGCUACCAGUCUCUGUAAGGUCACCCAGAGAUCACUCCCAUCAUAUACCAAUGUCAGUGAGGCUGUGAUCUUUCUCAGGGGCUAUAGGGCACUCCCACUGAAGCCUAACUCGUCUGUUAUGUCUUGGUUUAUCAACUUUACUUUAUUGACAGUGUUUUGACUAAAAAAUUCCUAUGUAUGGAGGCUUCAGCAUGCCACUGGAAUAGGCUUGCAAUGUUACAAUGUUUUAUUAUAAUCAAAAAGUAAGUUUGAAAAAGGUGAUCAAACAUUUUAUUGUUACUUUUUAUCUCAUUUUGUAAGUGCACCUUGCAUAUUCAAUCUCACAAUUAUGUGUCUCUGUAAUUCAAAGAUAGUAAUCAGUUAUCCAUCUAAUAGUUCAAUCCUAAAUCCCAGCUAUUAUGUGUUAUUAUGUGGAAUCUGGCCAAUCAGAGCACUCUCAGCUGCUCUAUUGGUUGGACUUACAUCUUUAAAUUAAAACUCAAAAUUAGUAAAUGAAUUUAAAAAAUGUAACACAAACUGGAAUGAUGAAUUGUGAGAUGAAGUAUAUUAGAUACAUAAGAAAGUAAGUAAAAAUGUUAAACUUAAAAAAAAAAAAGUUUUGUAUUUCAACCUUUUAUUUAUUCAGAGUUUAAAGACAGGUUAAAGAAAUAGAUUUUGUAAUUGUAUUCGUCUUUACUCUCAAGUGUUAGUUUGUAAUAGAUGUAUUAUUGUCAUUCCAGUGGCACACUUUAGACUCCAUACAUAUUGAAACACAUUGAAAAGCCAAUAUAAACCAUUUUUGAAACGUAUCAUGCCAAUAGCCAUUGAUGCUUUUGCUGACUUACAGUCUUUAAAUGUCCAUUUUCAUGUAUUCAAAGUUUCAGGCAUGUGCCCACUUGAAUGUCAUUCUUAUCAAGGUGGACAAGCCUCUGAAACAGUAUUUCUAUAUUUGCACAUGAAAAAAUGCCAAAUGCCAAUAAUGACACAUCAUAGAGACUGACAUUGUUAUGAGAUUCUUAUAGAAAAACUGACCAAAAUGUCUCAUUAGAAUCAGGUCGCAUUAUUCUUCCCCCAAAGACAGCCAGUGUAAGUGGUCAGUACUGCAUUAGAUGUGUAAUUUUAUAUUCUAGUAUAAUCAGUCUAACCCUACAUAAUACCCUCACUAAACUCUUGAGGUGAAAUAAACAGCAGUUGGAUUUUAUUAUCUUUUCUAUUAAAACUAUAUGCAGCUUUUUUCCACAAAUACAUCAUGAAUUUAAUUUGAAUUUUCCUUCAUUGUUAAAGCAUGUUGUUUUCAAUGUUGUUGUUUUGUUUUUUUAAGAAUCAAAUCAUCUCGUGCAUUCUGUCAACUUUUUAUUUUUACUGUUUCAGUAAAGAUGAGGAAAGCAGUCCAAUCACCAACUUUACUUGUAAUUAUGGAGGGUACCAAUUUACAUUAUUAAUCAGCACAAAGGGAAAUUAGGAGGAUGUUUUUAAGGGAUUAUAUUGCUACCUGUUCAAUAUUAAUUGCACUGAUUGCUUUUUUUUUUUUCGUACUAUAUGUAGCCGAUGCUGUGUAUUCAUAGAAAUGGGACAUACUGGUUAUGUGAGCCAGCCAUGAGUGGAGUCUGGACCUAAUUCGAUUUCUGAGGUUAUACAGUUAUUACAUCCCAGUAGUCUAUCCACCACCAAGCCUACUCUGUCACACUGUAGUGCCUUAUACCUGUAUAUGCUGAACUGACAAUGACAUACAGUAUAUCACAUGAUCCUCAUUGGCAGAGGAAGUCCUUAAAGUUUUCAGAAUAAAAUGAAACUGACAAUUCAACGACAACUGCAUCUGCUGAUGAAGAUCACUAGAAAUGGGAGAAUGGCAGUUUUUUUAUAAUCCUAAUUUCCAUCAUAAAGGGUCAGAGAUAAACACUCACCAACCACUUUAUUAGGUUCACCUGUGCAGUCUAAUUCAAUCCAAUACAACAGCUCUGCUAUAGAUUCUACUUUUAUUUAAGUUUAUACAUUUUCAGUUUUUGUUGACAUUGUCAAGAAGGUGAUAUCUACCUUAUGUUUCUUAUUGAGGUUGCAGUGGAUGCUGGUGGUGAUGUACUGGAUUGCAUCAUCUUAAAAAGCCCAUCACCACCACCAUCACUAUGACCUCAGUAAUAAACAUAUAGUAGAGUUACCACCUUCCUGACAAUGUCAGCUAAAACUGAAAUUGGGUUACAUUAGAUUGCACAGGUGUACCUAAUGAAAGUGAAGUGUGUUUUCUCCUUUACGUCUAGUGUUUUGAAGAUAUCUGCUUCUGAAGCGUCUGCUGCCACUUCAAUACAGUAUGUGUGAGUAGAGUUUAGUUUGUGCUUCUCAAAUCAGUGAAACUGAAGAGCUGCUUGUCUUUCUAGAAUCUUGAUUACUCGGCAAUCCACAGAUACCUACCUACAUAGCAACAUAGGGACUAUUUCUUCUGCAGAAAGUAGUUCUUAUAAGACCAUUUGGUGGAUUGUCCAGGGCAGGAAUGUCCAAACUAUUCCAUAAAGGGUUCAUGUAUCUGCAGGUUUUCAUUCCAACCAAGCAGGAGCACACCAGGCUUCACUCAUCUAAUCAACUGAGCUCAGUCUUCAGACAGUUGACUGGUCGAAUCAGGUGUGUUCUUGAUUGGUUGGGAUUAAAUCCUGAAGGCACGUGGCCCUUUAUGGACCUGAUCCAGAAUAACCAGGACAUUGUUUUUGGAAAGACAAGCUGAGUCUUCAAAAUAUCAUUUUUCGUUGAUGUGAGCAUCACAAACUACUCUGUUGUACUCGGGUAGCAGCAGAAACCUCAGGGUCAGAUAUCUUCAAACCUGGACAAAUAAGACACCAAUAAGGAAGUUUCAUGUGUGUGAACUGGCCCUUUAAGUUUACUGAAAAACAGGCCAGACUUCUCUUUAAUAAUACACAGUGUGGCAUGGCAGUAGUUUGGCUGUCUGGAUGUGAUGAUAUUAGUCAAAUGUAGGAUUUCAGCCUGUCUCAAUGAUUGUCAGCUUCUGUUGCAGCUAGAGAAGAGUGCACUUAAAAGACCCAUUGAACUCAUGAAGGAUCCCACCUGUUGCUCACAGCUAUACUUCCACAUUGUGUCCACCAGGUGACGCUGUGAUGUUUGGGAAGUCUAUAGAAAUGAGGGACCUCACUGUGUAUGUACAGUUAUCCACAGUGUGUGAGCACUUUUACCUGUUGUUAACCUCCUGUUCCAAUAAAGACUGAUAUAUUUCUAAA
Messenger RNA from Scomber japonicus (chub mackerel), 4401 nucleotides. RefSeq names its product lysosome-associated membrane glycoprotein 1-like. Gene Ontology annotation, cellular component: membrane. NCBI's taxonomy places the organism in Eukaryota, Metazoa, Chordata, Actinopteri, Scombriformes, Scombridae. The record is from RefSeq and is a predicted model, not a curated record. The transcript has 6 exons. The coding region runs from base 83 to 1219 and encodes 378 amino acids.